Messenger RNA from Aplysia californica (California sea hare), 1664 nucleotides. RefSeq lists its product as uncharacterized. The record is from RefSeq and is a predicted model, not a curated record. The transcript is spliced from 9 exons. The coding region runs from base 106 to 1212 and encodes 368 amino acids. Lineage: Eukaryota; Metazoa; Mollusca; Gastropoda; Aplysiida; Aplysiidae.
GGUAAUCUUAGCAACUGUAAACAAAUCAGGCUGUAAGUUAAAUGUUCGUAUCCGGGAAUCGGAGCUUGACCUGUCGACCGCCAUACCCGAAGCAGUUCAGGCAGUAUGGCGAGUAAACAGUCUUUACAAGCUCUACAGGAUUGUGCUCAGCACCAAGUAGAUCAAGCAAGAGCACUCCAAAAUGCUAUAAGGAAAUUGAACUCUGCAAAGAAAGAGAAUGAGGUUCUACAACAGCAGGAAACAUUAUUGCAGUUCGUUGAGACAUUGAAGAAAGAACUGCAAGACUUUCAGAGCAAAGCUGGCACUGUUCACCAUGAGUUAGCUGUGUCUCUUGGGUCAGAGGAAGCUGAUGGAAUAGACAAUGAGGAUGGUGGACAGAAGGGAAAAGGUGGACAAGAUGGAGGAGAAAAGAAAAAGAGACUACCGAUGCCAGAGGAUCAAGAGACAGCUUAUCAACUCAAGGCUCGUAUGAUGCCACAAAUUUAUGCUCAGAAUACAAACCUCAAGGCAGAACUAGUUCUUAUGAACAGGAGAAAUGAGCUGAGAGCACAAAGGAAGGAGAGACAAGUCAACUACAAUAGAGAAUCGAAUUUGUCUGCUGUUACAACUCUGAGGGCUAUACAAAUGUAUGAGAGGAAGGCUAAAGUGGCUGAAACACGAGCAUCUGACCUCCAAGCUGAAUUGGAUGAGCUGAAAGGGCAGAGAGGAAAUAAACCUGUGCGUUCAUCAAAAUCAGCAGAACCUCCUACAUCACAGAGCUUCCUUGGGCCAAAUAAUCGUGUAAAUGAUGUUAUAAAGAAAAAUGAGUAUCUGUUAGAAGAGAAUCAAGAUCAAAGGCAUGAGAUACAGAGGCUCAAACAAGACAAUGCAGAACUGAUAAGAAAAGCAAAGGUUGCUCAACAAGAUCGGCAUCAAAUCAUGGCUCAGUUGAGCACAAGUGAAAUGGCACGGAAAGACUUAUCAACACGACUGCAGAAACAGAAAGCUCAGCAUGAUAGGCUGUCUCGCAGUCUCACCAGACAAUCAUCUGACUGGAUUGAAGCUCGUAAACAGCAAAACCAGUCAGAAGAGGAAUGGAGAUGGAAAAAUGUUGGAUAUGCAGCAGCCCAUGGAAGUCAUGAACGGACGUAUGCACACCACGUGCAGAAAAAUGUUGAUCAACCAAGAUACAUGUAUCCGGUAGAAAAAUAUGCUCAGUCUUCCGCAGCGUGAUUUACCUGACAAGGCCAUCAAUGCUUUUAUGUACAUUGGCAGAUAUCAUUUCUUAUGUUAAUGUAUUUUACAUUAACUCAAACUUAGUUAAACGAAAAAAAAUUGUAUGUAUUUAAGUUGCCAUACAGAAUUGUUUUCCCUGUUUGGGAGAUGUGACUCUUGCUGUUCAAGAUCUGAAUAGCAGAUGUUUUCAUUAUUAACAGCCCAAUAAUGUGUCUUGAGCAUUUUAUACUUAUUGAAUAUAUUUUCAUCAACAUUCUUAACCGUAAAAGAAAAGCUGUGCCUUAUGAAUACUUCUUCUUUUUCAUGAUACCACUAAUGGAAUUAAUAUAUUUUCACUGUGAGCAACUGCAAGUUUCACAUACAUACGACAUUGUGGAGUCAGGCACUCGUCAAUUUUUGGGCAUGUACAGUUAUUGAUAUCUUCUGAAAGCUUAUUCAUUUGCUUUGCU